Messenger RNA from Mesocricetus auratus (golden hamster), 2700 nucleotides. RefSeq names its product complement C3a receptor 1 (gene C3ar1). Gene Ontology annotation, molecular function: G protein-coupled receptor activity; complement component C3a receptor activity; complement component C5a receptor activity. Gene Ontology annotation, cellular component: plasma membrane. The record is from RefSeq and is a predicted model, not a curated record. Bases 194 to 1648 code for a protein of 484 amino acids. The transcript has 2 exons. Lineage: Eukaryota; Metazoa; Chordata; Mammalia; Rodentia; Cricetidae. Gene Ontology annotation, biological process: phospholipase C-activating G protein-coupled receptor signaling pathway; complement receptor mediated signaling pathway; inflammatory response.
CCCUUCCUGAGCAGUCAGAUAGCAGUCUAGAUGUGGAGUUCCCUUUACCACAGGAAAGUAAGCGCUCAGCAACUCGUCCGAUGUACUUCAUGACUCCCUUCCAGCCAAGUGUGGGGACCAGAUAGGAUUUGUUGGUAACCUGCAGAUCAGUACUGGAGCCCUCUGCUUUCAUCGCAGCGUGUUGGGUUUGGCAAUGGAGUCUUUCUCUGCCGACACCAAUUCAACUGACCCACACUCCCCGCCUCUGUUUAACCCUCAAGACAUCCUCUCCAUGGUCAUUCUCUGCCUCACUUGUCUUUUGGGAUUGCCUGGCAACGGGCUGGUGCUGUGGGUGGCUGGCCUAAAGAUGAAGCAGACCGUGAACACAGUUUGGUUUUUCCAUCUCACCCUGGCCGAUUUCCUCUGCUGCCUUUCCUUGCCCUUCUCCCUGGCUCACCUGAUCCUCCGGGGCUACUGGCCCUACGGCUUGUUCCUAUGCAAACUUAUCCCAUCCAUCAUCGUCCUCAAUAUGUUUGCCAGUGUCUUCCUGCUUACCGCCAUUAGCCUGGACCGCUGUCUGAUGGUACACAAGCCAAUCUGGUGCCAGAAUCAUCGGAACGUGAGGACAGCCUUAACCAUCUGUGGAUGUGUUUGGGUGGUGGCCUUUGUGAUGUGUGUACCAGUAUUUGUAUACCGUGACCUGCUCAUUAUAGACAAUCAUACUAAAUGUGGCUAUAAUUUUGGUUCCCAAGGGAAUUUUGAUUAUUGGGACGACAUGUACGAUACAGAUCUACCAGAAAGCAAUUCUACUGACAACUCCACUGCUCAGCUAACAGGACAAAUGGAUGACAGGUCCGAUCCUUCCUCUUUCCAAAUAAGUGAUCUCCUUCCGACAGCUGUCACUGCCCUCCAGUCACAAACAGUCCGAAGAUCUUCUGCAGAUCCGUUCCCUCUAGACUCAGCAAGACUGUCUAGUCAACAACCCCAUUACAGUGUAAGACCUCCAAGUGGGCUCAUGCCUGCCGUACCCAGCGGGUUUCCUGUUGAAGAUCACAGAGCCAACACACAGAGAGCCCAUGCUUUUCUCUCUGCUUCUAUAGAGCUUUCCCCUACUGCUUCGAGCAGUUACGUAUACCAUCCUGGGCAGUCACAAGAUUUCCAGGAUGAUUAUUUUGCCCAGUUCAAGCAUGAACGCCAUGAACCAAUACCUAUGCAGGCAAUAACCAUCACAAGGCUGGUGGUGGGCUUCCUGGUGCCCCUUUUUAUCAUGGUGGCUUGUUACAGCCUCAUUGUCUUCCGAAUGAGAAAAACCAACUUCACCAAGUCUCGAAGCAAAACCUUUCGGGUGGCCCUGGUGGUGGUAACUGUCUUUUUUGUCUGCUGGACUCCAUACCAUAUUGUUGGAGUCCUAUUAUUGAUUGCUGACCCAGAAACUCCUUUGAGGGAAGCUGCGUUAUCUUGGGACCACAUGUCCAUUGCUUUAGCAUCUGCUAAUAGUUGCUUCAACCCCUUCCUUUAUGCCCUUUUGGGGAAAGACUUUAGGAAGAAAGCAACACAGUCCAUAAAGGGCAUUCUGGAGGCAGCCUUCAGCGAAGAGCUCACACACUCUACCAGCUGUACCCAGGACAAAGCCACCUCAAAAAGAAACAAUUUGAGUACAGAUGUAUGAAGAUGAGGAGCUGGAGACCUAAGCAGCUGUUCUCAGGCAAAUACUGGUGAAGGAUGACAUGGGAGCAGGGUACUUUAGACAAUCUGUGGCUCUCAGAGAGAGAGGGCUCUGACUAUUGGCAUCAACAUAGUUUGGAAACUUCAAAGAUGCGAAUUUUCAAGCCCCAUCUCCUGCUUGUUGACUCAAAAUCCCCGGCCCACGGGGACCAGUGUUUUAACAGGCCCUCUUGCUUCUGAUUAAUGUUUUUUUGAUCAUUUGACGUAGGCUAUUCCUAUCCCUAAGCCGUGAGAGAUAAAUAACUUUCUCAUCUGUUUUCAAUAUUAAUCUUUUUUCCUUAGCAACAUAUAAAUCAUCUUCCAGUUUAUACGGAAGGCUGCUUUUAUUGUCCUGAGUGAAAGAUACUCACUUAUUGUACAGCUUUAUGGUGGUGGUGGUGGUUUUAAGUGGGGGAAAAAGAAAAGACGCAAAAAAAAAAAAAAGUCCUAUGAAAGCAAGUAGUGAUGAGUUAGAGACUGGAACAGAGUACAGAGCCAAACGCCUGCUACUGGAAGUGUCCUCAGAUAAUUCCAGGUGCCCAAGAUUACCCCCAAGUGAGCACAGAUGUGCGCGAACCCCUACCUGCGUACUCAUGGAGUGUUUUGGAAGCUGUGGUUUGGAGUAUUCUUCCCAUGCAUUCCUCUUGUUCAUAGAACCAUCUGUGUCUCUUUUCUUUUUUCUUUUUUUAAAAUUUUUUUGGUUUUUCAAGACAGCAUUUCUCUGUGUAGCUCAGGCUGUCCUGGAACUCACUCUGUAGACCAGGCUAGCAUCUAACUCAGAGGUCCUCCUGCUUUUACCUCCCGAGUUCUGGGAUUAAAGGACGUGCUACCAUGGCCCUCAAUGUCCCAUUUCUUGAGUUCCUGAAUUUCCUUUCUGUUUUCCGCACAGGGUCCUGCCAUCUCCUGCUGGGGUUGGGGGGAUGCAGCACCGUGCCUGGCCCCCUGCUUAGUCGUCCACGUUAGACUUUGUGCCUCCCAUAGAAUAAAGCGGUAUCAUAAAGAUGCCUUUCCUCUCGC